This is a messenger RNA of Theileria orientalis strain Shintoku, 861 nucleotides long. RefSeq lists its product as hypothetical. Bases 1 to 861 code for a protein of 286 amino acids. Lineage: Eukaryota; Apicomplexa; Aconoidasida; Piroplasmida; Theileriidae. The transcript is spliced from 3 exons. The record is from RefSeq and is a predicted model, not a curated record.
AUGAGGGGAUUGCAAAGGGUUUCUGACUUAAUUAACGAAACCGUAAAGUCUGAUUGGAGUAACAUAAAAUGUGUUACGUCGAAGGAAUGGGAGGACGAGUUUGAUGAGUAUUUGAAUAAGCUGAUAGAGGAUAAAAAGAGCCCUAAGUCACCUAAAGUUGGACCAAAGUCGAAAUCAGCAAAAGGCGUAAAUGUAGAUAACCUCGAUGAAUCGGCGCAAUUUAAACUGUGUUACGACCUGUUUAAUAUAAUGGAAGGCAUUUGGCUCGAAGGAAGGAAGCAUAUGAAUUCCAUAGAGCAGAUGAAGUUGGUGAAACCGUUGGAAUUGGACGAGCUGGUGGACUACGCAUUCAGGCUGAGGUCGACCACCUACAGUCCGCCGGAGAACGUGAACGUGGACGAUCCGACGAGGCACUACGACUUGUUCCCGCAAUACCACUUUCUAGGCGUUCCGAACACCAGCCAGAUGCACUCGUCGAGGCUGUUUGCGUUGUCCAAGAUGGAAAACCAGUGUUCGGCGCCAAUAGUGGAGUUUGAGGUCGUGUCCGACACGAUGAAGCAGAUGAGGCUGAGCUGCAGUACCCCGAACUCAGUGAUUCACUUCCAGACCUCGCGAGAGUCGAACAUACCGUGUCCCAGGACUGGCGUCUACCUGACGCACAGCACCGACCCUGCGGUUUACGACGCGAACAAGAGCUAUAAGUUUAAAAUAGACUGCAACCCGUUCACGGUGCACGCAUGGGCAACGUGCGAGGGCUUGAAGCAGUCGCCAGUGGUAAACAUCAAGUACGAGUCAAAUGCGAAGCCAGAGGCAGAGGAGAAAAGAGAUGAAUUUGGAUUAAUGUUAAGCAGGAAAAAGUAA